Messenger RNA from Felis catus (domestic cat), 2874 nucleotides. RefSeq names its product zinc finger and BTB domain containing 45 (gene ZBTB45). Gene Ontology annotation, biological process: regulation of cytokine production; negative regulation of transcription by RNA polymerase II; regulation of immune system process. The coding region runs from base 721 to 2259 and encodes 512 amino acids. Lineage: Eukaryota; Metazoa; Chordata; Mammalia; Carnivora; Felidae. The transcript has 3 exons. Gene Ontology annotation, molecular function: protein binding. The record is from RefSeq and is a predicted model, not a curated record.
GGCCUGGUGGGUGUGUGAGGAGGUAGGGGUCAUAGAGACAGGUUGCCUCCACCUUCUACCUGGGACACAGGCUUGAGGGGCGGAAGGGGUGGAAGAUGGGAGCCAGGGCCUGGGGUGGUGUCUGCUCCCUCAUUCCACUCGUAGCUACCGGCAGGUGUGGAGUUCGGCUGCAGGAAUAUCUCUUUUGCAGUCCACGCAGGGCUGGAGUCCGAUGGACCAGGGGUGAGCCCUACUCCUGCCUCCACUCUUGCUCUGGGGAGAAGGCCGCCACCUGGGGUCGCAAUGGAGUCUAAACCAGCCGAGACCCAUCUAGGGCUUCAGACCGCCUUCCCAGCCUUUGUCGCCUUGCAGCAGCUCCACACAGCCGGGAGCGCACGAGGGCGUGGCCCGCAGAUUGACAGCGCAGGCCCCGGCGCAUCCCAGUCCCUAGGGCGACGCCGGAAGCGUGUCCUGGCCGAGACAUUCCUUGCUGCCCCGCAGCCCGAGCCUCGGCGACUUUAGUUGCGACUCGGUCGAGAGCAGGAAGUUCAAUACCUACCGGCCUGAAGCGGCGGCUGAUCGCCAUAGAAACACCGGAAACGUGCUCCGACCUAGCGCUUCCCUGCGCCACAGCGGCUGCGGACUUCGGUUCCGCCGGCGUCGCAGCCUGAAAGUGUGGCCUUGGCGGUGGUGAGCGGGAGAAGGCCGAGUCCCGGCCUGGUGCCUGAGAAGGAGCCGGAGAUGGCUGCAGCAGAGGCGGUGCACCACAUACACCUGCAGAACUUCUCCCGCUCGCUGCUCGAGACCCUCAACGGGCAGCGGCUGGGUGGUCACUUCUGCGACGUGACUGUGCGGAUCCGUGAGGCUUCGCUGCGUGCCCACCGCUGCGUGUUGGCUGCCGGCUCGCCCUUCUUCCAGGACAAGCUGCUGCUCGGCCACUCCGAGAUCCGCGUGCCGCCAGUGGUGCCGGCGCAAACGGUGCGCCAGCUCGUCGAGUUCCUCUACAGCGGCUCGCUUGUAGUGGCACAAGGCGAAGCGCUGCAGGUGCUCACGGCCGCGUCGGUGCUGCGCAUCCAGACGGUCAUAGACGAGUGCACCCAGAUCAUCGCCCGCGCCCGAGCCCCGGUCCCCGGCGCGCCCGCGCCCCUGCCCACGCCCGUGCCCCCACCUCUUGCACCUGCGCAGCUACGCCACCGCCUGCGCCACUUGCUGGCCGCGCGCCCUCCGGGCCACCCCGGUGCCGCGCAUAGCCGCAAGCAGCGCCAGCCCGCGCGCUUGCAGCUGCCGGCGCCCACUGCGCCCACCAAGGCGGAGGGGUCGGAAGUCGACCCCUCCCUACCCGCGGCCACAGACGACGGCGGUGACGGCGAGGAGGACACCGAUGAUGAAACCGACGGCGAGGACGGCGAAAGCGGCGGCCCAGGAGAGGGCCAAGCGCCCCCUUCCUUCCCAGACUGCGCUGCCGGCUUCCUCACCGCCGCCCCUGACAGCGCGUGCGAGGAGCCGCCCGCACCCGCCGGCCUUUCGGACUAUGGCGGCGCCGGCAGGGACUUUCUUCGGGGCGCUUCCGCGGCCGAGGAUGUGUUCCCCGAGAGCUACGUCUCCGCUUGGCAAGAUGAGGAUGGCACCGCGGCGGAAGCCUGUCCCGCCGAGACGCCGGCCCCGCCUGACUGUGUCCUGUCUGGAUCCCGAGCCCCAGGCGUGAAGACCCAGGGGCCACCUGUCUCACUUUUCCCCUUUCAUCUGGGCGCUCCUGGGCCACCUGCGCAACCUCCUCCCGCACCCUCGGGGCCUACUCCUGCGCUCCCUUCCGCCUUCUAUCCCACACUCCAGCCAGAUGCGGCCCCUAGCGCUCCUGCUCCUCCGGGGGAGGCCCCAGCCCCGCCCACCGCUCCCGCUGCGGCCCCCUCGGCCACCCCUGCCAGAGCCCCGGGUUCCGAGCCGCCUGCCUAUGAGUGCAGUCACUGCCGAAAGACGUUCAGCUCGCGGAAAAACUACACCAAGCACAUGUUCAUCCACUCGGGGGAGAAGCCCCACCAAUGCGCCGUGUGCUGGCGAUCUUUCUCGCUGCGCGACUACCUGCUGAAGCAUAUGGUCACGCACACAGGCGUGCGCGCCUUCCAGUGCGCUGUCUGCGCCAAGCGCUUCACGCAGAAGAGCUCACUCAACGUGCACAUGCGCACGCAUCGGCCCGAGCGCGCGCCGUGCCCCGCCUGCGGCAAGGUCUUCUCACACCGCGCGCUUCUGGAGCGCCACCUGGCCGCGCACCCUGCACCUUGAUCCAGGCCUGGGCCUGGCUACGCCUGCCGCGGGAUUGACCACGCUCCCGCGCUGUAGGCCAACCCCUGCAGGUCCGCGACCUCCUGUGGAACUAGGCCACGACCACUGCGGAACCGGUAACACCCCUGCCGAGCCGCUUCACACCUGCCUAGACGCCUUGACCACGUUCCCACUACCAAACCACGUUUUCCCCAGAGCGCAGGCCCUCCCUCUGCUACCACCCUUCUUUCCAGACCUGACCAGGGGUUCAGCCUGCCUUACUACUGUACUCCUUCGUACUCGGACCCUCCUGAUAGUGGCAGGCUGGGGAUGGGGCUGGUCAGAGACCCGACCAUCCCUGAGAACUGGAUCAUCUCCAGCCUAAACUGGGCGCUCAGACCCUUGGGCCAGGCCCAAGAUUUGUGGCUCUGACUCCUUGCGUGAGUGUGGGUUCUGGAGCUGCUCCUCUCUGCCCCAGUGUCAAGCUGGGUAAGAACCCUGGCUCCCCACCCCGAACUACCCCUCCCUCAAUCUGGUGUCUAAGGGGGCUCAGUGGACCCAUCAUGGACUGGGGUCGGGCCUCGGGACUCCUGCUCUCUAAUAAAGUACUGUGGGCCAUGGGUCCGAAACCCGGAA